This is a messenger RNA of Hibiscus syriacus, 2288 nucleotides long. Its product is annotated as probable E3 ubiquitin-protein ligase ARI8. NCBI's taxonomy places the organism in Eukaryota, Viridiplantae, Streptophyta, Magnoliopsida, Malvales, Malvaceae. Gene Ontology annotation, cellular component: ubiquitin ligase complex; cytoplasm. The transcript has a single exon. Gene Ontology annotation, biological process: protein polyubiquitination; ubiquitin-dependent protein catabolic process; positive regulation of proteasomal ubiquitin-dependent protein catabolic process. The coding region runs from base 230 to 2116 and encodes 628 amino acids. Gene Ontology annotation, molecular function: zinc ion binding; ubiquitin protein ligase activity; ubiquitin conjugating enzyme binding. The record is from RefSeq and is a predicted model, not a curated record.
AUUAAAAAUAAAAUCGCUUCCCUUGGGAUUUAUUGUUAUCAAUAGACAAAAUAAUAAACCUUUUUUUUUUCUCAUUCCGUUUAUCACAGGUCUUUCAGCUUUUAUAGGAUUCGAUUUUCCAAACAGAAAGAAACAGAAAACGUUUCCAAGCUAAACGAUCCCCUCUUUCCCUCCGCUAUUGUCGUAUCCUAGGUUUCCCAGUUUCUUCUAGUGCUAGAUUUAUUUGGUCAUGGCUGAUUCUGCGUUGGACGAUUCCCAUGACGACGACUUCUACAACGAUGAUACAGAUGAUGACUUGCAUCUACACAAAGGCAACAACAGCCAGGAAGAUGAUGAAGAUCACGACGAUGGUGACGAUGGGGUUGCGCUCGAAGAAGAUGCGACUGAUGAUUUUCGGAUGAUCCGCAAGAAUUGUACUGUUCUAACUGAAGCAGAUAUACGUCAGCGUGUAACUGAUACUGUUGCUGAAGUCUCCUCUGUCCUUUCUCUAUCGAAAACUGAAGCAGGUAUCUUACUCCUUCAUUUUAACUGGAGUGUUAGUAAUGUUUUUGAUGCAUGGUUUGCUGAUGAAAAACUAGCCCAUGAAAAGGCAGGCUUGUUUGUUAAACCAUUGGUCGAAUCACCUGAUCAUGGCGGUAAUAUGCUUUGUGAAAUCUGCUUUGAAUACUACACUUGUGAUGGGAUGAAGUCCACAAGAUGUGGACAUCCUUAUUGUAAUGAUUGCUGGAGUUCCUACAUUAAGAAAGCCAUUGGUGAUGGCCCUCAAAGUUUAUUGCUAAAGUGUCCCCACCCAUCUUGUCGUGCUGCUGUCGGCGAAGACAUGGUGGGUCUAUUUGCAUCCGAACAAGAGAAGAACAAGUAUUCUGGUUACUUUGUUAUGUCAUAUAUUGAAUCAAACAAGAUGACCAAGUGGUGUCCAGGUCCAGGCUGUGAAAACGCUGUCGACUUUGUCGCUGGGAGUGAAAGUUUCGACGUUUCUUGCCUUUGCUCCCAUUCCUUUUGCUGGAAUUGUACUCAAGAAGCUCAUCGUCCGGUGGACUGUGAAACCAUGUCAAAAUGGAUGUUAAAGAACAGCUCGGAGUCUGAGAAUGUGAAUUACAUACUAGCUUUUACCAAGCCUUGUCCCCAAUGCAAAAGGCCGAUUGAAAAAAACAUGGGGUGUUCGCAUAUGACGUGUAGGGCGCCUUGCUAUUUUGAGUUUUGCUGGCUCUGCCUUAAAGGUUGGAAAGGGCAUGACCUUUGUAAUCGUUUCAGGGAGAAACCGGAAGAGGAAAAAAGAGAGAAGGCCAAGAAAUACAUGAUGAAAUAUGCCCAUUACUUUGAACGCUGGGCGACCAAUAGGAAGUCGAUGAAAAAGGCUGCUGAUGACUUGCAAAAUGUGCAAUUGAAAGAGAUUGAGAUUGUCCGUCAUGUUCAAGAAAUAUCUGCGGCUGAAAUCAGUUUUAUAACAGAGGCUUGGCAACAGAUAAUUGAAUGUAGGAGGGUACUUGCAUGGACCUAUGCGUAUGGAUUUUACUUGCUGGACGAAUGCCAGGCUAAAAGGAACUUGUUUGAGUACUUGCAAGGUCAGGCCGAGUCUGGCUUGGAGAGGCUUCAUGAUUGUGCUGAAAAGGAGCUGCUGCCAUUCCUCAAACUCAAGCGCUCAACAAUGGAAUUCAUCGAGUUUCGUAAAAAGCUUGCUUUGCUCACUGGUGUCACUAGAAAUUACUUUGACAACUUGGUUACCGCUUUGCAGAAUGGACUGUCUGAUGUAAACCCUGGGGGUUCAUCAAGUGUUCCAAAGAAACCCAAGUUGAUUGGUUCAUCAAGUGUUCGAAAGAAAUGCAAGUUGAUUGGUUCAUCAAGUGUUCGAAAGAGACGCAAGUUGAUUUGGACUUUGGCUCUGACUCCGGCUGUUAUUGGAGCUCCUGACUUCAGUUCGAACAUUAGCGAUAACUCUGCCACUGGCACUGCCAUGGAACCAUGGGCUUGUGCUUAUUGUUCCUUCGAAAAUGAGGGUUCUUCAACAUUUUGUACAAUGUGCGAACGAGGUUCUUGGACUUGUGAUGUCUGCACUUUCGCCAAUUCCAGUGCCUCGACCACAUGCGCUAUGUGUUCAGCAACACUGGAGCCGUAGACUAGUCCAAAUGGCUGCAAGUUUAUUUUGUCUUUUCAUCAUUUGCUAGUUUCAUGCCUUUUUAGGUUGUAGUUCACAUAGAUGUUGCGCAGGGACGGAGACAAAGAACACAGAAAAUAAAAGGGCAUCCAUUGUCUUCAAGAAGCAUAAACUGAAACACAUCUCAACACUA